GGGCGAAAAGCAGGAAGUGCUGAUUCUCCAUUGACAGUUGUGCAGGUCUGUGUUUACCACAGCAUUUAUGACCCUCUAGUGUCAAAACUUCAAGACUGAUAGCUUUUUCUUCUCAACGAAACGGAGAUUGAUCACGUAAACCGCGCUCGGAUGAACGUAUGAUCGAGGUUUGAGUGAGCUGUGAAGACGAUGAGUCGAAGCCGGAACCCUCCGCAGAAGGGACAGGGGGCCGCCAGGGCCAAACAGAUGGGACUGCUGUUGGAUUUGGCUCCUGAUGGUGGGCUGGAUGACUCUGGAGGAAAUGAGGAGGAGCUAGAGGCGGAGCUUCUGGCCCUGGUGGGAGGAGGCGGAAGGGGUGGACCAGGAGGCAAGAAAGCUGGAGGAAAAGCACCCGUGCCCAUGGAGGACAUCGAGCGGAUGGCGGCGCUGUGUAUGAAAGACCUGGAUGAUGAUGAAGAUUAUGGUGAUUUAGAGAAUGACGCUGAUUUAUUGGCCGAGUUGAACGAGGUAUUGGAUGACGAUAUGGAGGAGGUGGCGACCAAGAAGCCCCCUCCAUCACCAUCACCCCCUCAGCGCUCAAGCGCAGCCCCUCGGACCACCCCCACAUCCCAGAGUUCUCCGGGCAGCCUUGAGUCUCAUCUGCAGGAGCUCAUCGACAUGUAUCAAACGGCCAUCACGAACGCCAAGGCCGCGGGGGAGACCAGCAAAGCACGCAGAUACGACCGUGGACUGAAGACUCUGCAGUCUAUGUUGACGUCGGUUAAAAAAGGGAAGCCCAUCAACGAAGAUGAGAUUCCUCCUCCUGUGGCCACCGGUGGAAAACCCGCCUCGCAGGCUGAGCCAAUCAGAGAGCAGGAGAAACCUGCUCCGCCGUACACUCCGCCGCAGACCAAUGAGAAGCCACAGCUGGCUGCCCCGCCCAAACCUCAGCUACUACAACCACCAUCACAGCGAUCGACAGCCGUCACGCCCGAUACACCCGCCAUUUCGCCCCUGACGCCCAGCCAGCCUAAUGCACAGCACUCAGAGCUUAAAGCGAGUAUAUUAAACCGACAGAGAGAGUAUAAGCUGGCAGCCAUACAGGCUAAACAGAGCGGAAACACUGACCAAGCCAAACAACUCUACCUUGUCGCCAAGAAAUUAGACACGAUGGUUGAGGCUGUCGACAAAGGCGAGUUUGUUGAUAUCAACUCACUGCCGCCCCCUCCUGGGGAUGUUGAAGUGCCUCGUUCAAUACCUCAACAGCCGUCUUCAAAACCUGCCGCCCCUCCGACUGCACCCACUGCUGCCCCUAACACAGCUGUGUCUGCUCCUCGGAGCAUCGGGGAAGCCUUACAGCAGCGCAUGGACAAAUAUAAAGAAGCAGCAGAAAGCGCCAAGAGCAAAGGAGAUGAUCGAAAAGCGCGCAUGCACCAGCGCAUUAUAAAGCAAUAUCAAGAUGCCAUCAAAGCUCACAAGGCGGGACGGCCUGUUAAUUUAGCAGAACUUCCUGUUCCACCAGGUUGUCCCCCGCUGCAGGGUGCCGAGGCGGGGGCGCAGAAUUUUAUGGGCGUCCUGGAGACAGCCAUGAAACUGGCCAAUCAGGACGCGGAAGGAGAUGACGACGAGGAGCCAUCGCCUCAACCUGCCGUUCAGAAAUCAAGAGCUCCCGUUCCUCCAAAAGCCUCGUCCAAUGCUGGGACGCUGACUCCCACUACAAAUGCUCCUAAACUGGGGGGGAAAGCUCAGCAGCAGUUGGAUUUCCUGACGGCACGCAGGCAGCAGUUUGUGAAGGCGGCGUUGCGUUCUAAAGAGAUGAAGGACAUGCAGGGGGCCGCGCAGCACCUGAGAAACGCUAAAGGAUUGGAGCAAAUGAUCAAUGCUGCCAAGGCGGGACUUCCUGUUGACAUCACCAAGCUGCCUGCAGCUCCAGUGAGUGAGGAAGACUACAGACUGUCUCAAUCUCGAUCGUCCGCUCUCUCUCCUCGAUCGGCCGAUCAGUACGCUCAACUCAUGGAGCAGCUCAGACUUCAGCACGAGAAAUGUUUGGCCUACUCUCAGCAGUUCACACAUAUGGGGAAUGUAGCUGAAACUGCCAGGUUCGAGAAGUUGGCCGAAGAAUGCAUGAAUAACAUCGACAUAGUGAAGAAAGCUCAUGCCAAAGGGAGAUCCGUUCCCAGAUAUCACACUGAGGAGCGCACCUUCAACAAUGUCAAGAUCUUUCCUAACCUGACUGCUAAUGACCUGGUGCUGAUCGUUGUGAAAGGAAUCAACCUGCCAGCCCCUUCAGGAGGUUCUGCCAAUGAUCUGGAUGCGAGCGUGCGCUUUGAGUUUCCCUUCCCUAGCGCGGAAGAAGCUCAGAAGGACAAAACCAGCACUGUGAGAAACACGAACUGUCCAGAGUUUAAGGAGCAGUUUAAGCUGCACAUCAAGAGAGAUCACAGAGGAUUCAAAAGAAUCGUGCAAACCAAAGGGAUCAAGUUUGAGAUCGUACACAAAGGUGGUCUCUUUAAGACCGAUAAAGUUGUGGGAACCGCUCAACUGAAGUUGGAAGCUCUGGAGAACCAGUGUGAGAUCAGAGAGAUUAUAGACGUGCUGGACGGGCGUAGGGCGACCGGAGGGAAACUGGAGGUGCGUGUGAAGAUCCGUGAGCCGCUGGGCGGAGUUCAGCUGCAGCCAGUGACGGAGAAAUGGCUCGUCAUUGACCCGCUCACCACCUCGCCCGAGAAAGAGAGACAUAAAGACACAGAGAAGGAACGGCGGGCUCCUUCUCCAAGAUCCAGACCCAGGAAUGAUCAUGACAGGAACACUAAACCGAGCUCUUCUCCACAGUUUAAACUACACAGCUUCAGUCUGCUGAACCACGACAAAGAGAGGCUGGAAUGGAAGAUUAGCGAGUAUAAGAAGAACAGACGAGACACGUCAGAGCUCAUCAAGCAGCACAUGGAGGUCUGUCAGCGACUGCAGUGGCAGAAAACCUACCUGGAGAAACAUCCUGCAGCACUGACAGAAUAUGAAAAUGUGUUGCGGAAGUUUCAGCACGGUCUCGCAGAUUCCGUGAAGAAGUUUUCCAGCGAAGGCAACAGGGAAGCAGCGAAAGAUGCUCUCGGCCGAAUGAAGAUGGUGGAGAACGAGCUGGAGUCGGUCAGAAAAAAACGAGGCGUCAGAGAAUGAAGAACCGUCGAGUCUGUCUGCGGGAAAACUGUCACAGCGGUUCUUAAAUCAUAAGGAUAUUAAUCAAUACUGACGGAUGUAAUGUAGCCACAGAGGGCAACCCAACACUACAAAACACACACACACAUAAUCCAAGCACUUUUACCAUUGCUUCACUCCAUGUUUAUUUGUCUAAGAGUUCGAAACACAAGAAACACGUGCUUUUGUUUUGUUAGAAGACAUGUUUGAAUGUUCAGAGUGAGAUCAGACUCAUUUGCAAAUAUGAGGAACGAUCAUGUUUAGCGAUACCUGAAAUAUGAACAAAGAAAAAAGUCCAGGUCAUAUUUCCUAUAACCAUACGUUGUGCAAACCUUUGUGAAUAAAGAACAAAACAUACUGUGCAUCAUAUCACAGACAACAGGUAUUCGCAUAUUCCUCUCACAGCUCCAUGCCUGUAACUAAUACCACAGACAUGAAGACAACCUUUUUAUUUGAACUCAAUUUAUUUUGUAUGUUUUUGAUUUGUACACCGUUCCCACUGCCCGGCGCGUAUAAAUGCUGUUAAUCUAGCGUCUUUACAGUCAUCUGUGUGCUACAGUAGGCCGACUCCCAGAUUAGGAUUAUACCGCCGCACGCCUGUGAUAUGGGAACAAUCUGACACUCCGGGGAAGAUGUCGAGUGCAUUAGAUGGUGAAGAUCUGGGAUUAUCCGGAUACUUCAGCAGCCGUGUGAACUCGUUUCAAAAGAACAGAUGAGACCAUUUAAGCAGGAGAUCAUCGUGGUGUGGGUAUGGCUUGAUAAGAAAAACAAGGGUGUGUUGAUCAGUGUCUGGGAAAUGAAAAAAUCACACGCAGGCGUUGUGUUGGAUGGGAAGAUGCUGAGAUCAGCUGUUUUACGCAAGCUGUCUCGUCUUCUUUCAUUUUAGAGUCAAAAGGUCAUCAACUUUAACCUCAGGCUUGUCCGUCUUUGUACGCGAAAGGACUUUUUGGCUCUCCGUGCAGCGCAGAUCCACAUUUGGAUGCCAGUCUGGCUGCGUAAUGCAGUCAGUCAUUAUAUAAACUCUUUUAUGGGGGUGUUUGUGUGUUUGCUUUUUAAAAGCCAGAUAUAAAACCGCCUCGUUCCCAUGACAACCUCUUUAUUCAGACCUCUGUGGUCUUUUAGGAUGGUGUCUGAACCCCUCGCCCGCGGUCUCUCCUUCAUCGUCAUUAUCAUCCUCUCUCCUCUUCUCCAGCAUGUACAGAUGUUUUAUCAUCAUUCUGAAGGCAAUCACUGGUCUGACGCAUUCGUGUUGGAAUGAUGUUUCCGUGACGCUCUAUUUUUAAAGGCAGCAUUCAUUUCUUAAUGUGUCUACGGUGAUGGUUGUUAUGUCUAAUGUAAUAAUUAAAGAAUCGGAUCAUCAAAA
This is a messenger RNA of Triplophysa rosa, 4534 nucleotides long. RefSeq names its product coiled-coil and C2 domain containing 1A (gene cc2d1a). Bases 190 to 3153 code for a protein of 987 amino acids. Gene Ontology annotation, biological process: regulation of transcription by RNA polymerase II. Gene Ontology annotation, molecular function: RNA polymerase II cis-regulatory region sequence-specific DNA binding; DNA-binding transcription repressor activity, RNA polymerase II-specific. Lineage: Eukaryota; Metazoa; Chordata; Actinopteri; Cypriniformes; Nemacheilidae. The transcript is spliced from 29 exons. Gene Ontology annotation, cellular component: nucleus. The record is from RefSeq and is a predicted model, not a curated record.